Messenger RNA from Struthio camelus australis, 6678 nucleotides. The record is from RefSeq and is a predicted model, not a curated record. Lineage: Eukaryota; Metazoa; Chordata; Aves; Struthioniformes; Struthionidae.
UGUGGGGAGCUCCAGUGUAGAAGUAACGUAGCGUACGCAAAUACAAUCCUAGGAGAAACUCAUGAAGAAGAAGAUGAGAUCCUUCCACGCAAAGACUAUGAGAGCUUGGAUUAUGAUCGUUGCAUUAAUGACCCAUACCUGGAAGUUUUGGAGAGCAUGGACAACAAAAAAGCCCGGAGAUAUGAAGCAGUGAAGUGGGUGAUGGUUUUUGCCAUUGGAGUCUGCACGGGACUGGUGGGCCUCUUUGUGGAUUUUUUUGUACGGUUCUUUACCCAGCUCAAGUUUCGAGUAGUACAAAACUCGGUGGAAGAAUGCACUGAGAAAGGAUGUCUUGCCCUGUCCCUCCUGGAGCUGCUGGGGUUCAACCUGACCUUUGUCUUUCUUGCCAGUCUUCUAGUCCUGAUCCAGCCUGUGGCAGCCGGAUCAGGAAUUCCUGAGAUUAAGUGCUACUUGAAUGGAGUAAAGGUUCCAGGGGUUGUGCGUCUCCGGACCGUGGUGUGCAAAGCUAUAGGAGUGCUCUUCAGUGUGGCAGGAGGUCUUUUUGUCGGGAAGGAGGGUCCAAUGAUCCACAGUGGUGCUGUCGUGGGUGCGGGUUUGCCACAGUUUCAGAGCAUCUCUUUGAGGAAGAUCCAGUUUAACUUUCCCUAUUUCCGCAGUGACAGAGACAAAAGGGACUUUGUGUCUGCUGGAGCUGCUGCAGGGGUUGCAGCUGCCUUUGGGGCCCCAAUUGGGGGUACUCUUUUCAGCUUGGAAGAAGGCUCCUCCUUCUGGAACCAGGGGCUUACAUGGAAAGUGCUUUUCUGUUCCAUGGCCGCCACCUUCACCCUGAAUUUCUUCCGCUCUGGGAUUCAAUUUGGAAGUUGGGGGUCUUUCCAGCUCCCUGGGCUGCUGAACUUUGGGGAAUUUAAAUGCUCUGAGUCUGAUAAAAAAUGCCACCUCUGGACAGCUGUGGACUUGGGCUUCUUCAUUCUGAUGGGGAUUGUAGGAGGUCUUCUUGGAGCCACCUUCAAUUGCCUGAACAAGAGACUCGCAAAGUACCGUAUGCGGAACGUUCAUCCCAAGCCAAAGCUGGUCAGAGUCUUGGAGAGCCUGCUGGUGUCACUGACUACUACGGUCGUGGUCUUUGUAGCCUCCAUGGUGCUGGGGGAAUGCCGGCAGAUGUCUUCCACCGCUCAUAGUGGCAAUGGUACUCUGAGCUUGCAGAGUAUGUCAGAGGAUGUGAAUUCAAGCAUCAAAACUUUUUUCUGCCCGAAUGAAACCUAUAAUGACAUGGCAACGCUCUUCUUCAACCCCCAGGAGUCAGCUAUCCUGCAGCUCUUCCACCAGGAUGGUACUUUCAGCCCAGUCACACUCUCCUUGUUCUUCCUUCUCUAUUUCUUACUCUCCUGCUGGACAUAUGGGAUCUCUGUGCCCAGUGGUCUUUUUGUGCCAUCACUGCUUUGUGGGGCUGCCUUCGGACGCCUGGUCGCCAACCUCCUCAAAAGCUAUAUUGGCUUGGAUCACAUCUACUCGGGAACCUUUGCACUGAUUGGGGCAGCAGCAUUCCUGGGAGGAGUGGUCCGCAUGACGAUUAGCUUGACUGUCAUCCUGAUCGAAUCCACCAAUGAGAUCACCUACGGGCUCCCAAUAAUGAUUACCCUCAUGGUAGCCAAAUGGACAGGAGACUUUUUCAACAAAGGCAUCUAUGACAUCCAUGUGAACCUGCGAGGAGUGCCCCUCCUGGAGUGGGAAACAGAGGUGGAAAUGGAUAAGCUACGAGCCAGUGACAUAAUGGAACCCAAUCUGACAUACGUCUACCCCCACACCCGGAUCCAGUCCCUUGUCAGUAUCUUGCGCACAACUGUCCAUCAUGCCUUCCCUGUAGUGACUGAGAACCGCGGCAAUGAGAGGGAGUUCAUGAAGGGAAAUCAGCUGAUAAGCAACAACAUCAAAUUCAAGAAAUCUAGCAUCCUUACCCGAGCAGGAGAGCAGCGCAAGCGGAGUCAGUCCAUGAAAUCCUACCCUUCAAGUGAAUUGCGCAACAUGUGCGAUGAGCACAUAACAGAGGAGCCACCAGAGAAGGAGGAUCUGCUGCAGCAGAUGCUAGAGAGAAGAUAUACUCCCUACCCCAACCUCUACCCUGACCAGUCGCCCAGUGAAGAGUGGACCAUGGAGGAACGCUUCAGACCUCUGACCUUCCAUGGCUUGAUCUUGCGCUCGCAGCUGGUCACCUUGCUUGUCAGGGGAGUUUGUUACUCAGAGAGCCAGUCGAGCGCAAGUCAGCCUCGUCUGUCCCAUGCGGAGAUGUCAGAGGAUUACCCCCGCUAUCCGGAUAUCCAUGACCUGGACCUCACGUUGCUGAACCCUCGCAUGAUAGUGGAUGUCACACCAUACAUGAACCCGUCACCGUUUGCUGUCUCUCCGAACACUCAUGUGUCACAAGUCUUCAACCUAUUCAGGACAAUGGGACUCAGACAUUUACCAGUUGUGAAUGCAGUGGGAGAGAUUGUCGGGAUAAUCACUCGGCACAACCUGACCCACGAAUUUCUGCAGGCAAGACUGAGACAACACUAUCAGACCAUUUGAUGCCCCUGCCCACCCUGCCCCACUGUCAGUGUGGCUACCUCCUUCUUCCAAGCCUGCACACGCGCUCGCAUUCUGUUUGGACCCCACAAGGCCCAAGAUUUGCCGUUUGGCUUCUCACACGCAUAUCAAGCCUGGGGAACUGGAAAACAUCUUGCUAGCCAGAGAAUUAGAGGAGCUGCCUCAGUCCAGAGCUGUUGACUGGUCUCAGGCACUUGGUUUGACCACUCUUGAUCCAAAUUCUUUCUCUUCCUGUGCCCCAGCUAUCUCCUUUCAUCAAAUGUUGUCUUAACAAUGUACGUUCUCCUACUUUGUUUUGGGGGGUUUUUGUUUAUUUUUUUUAAGAUGGUUGGAAAAAAGGAUGAUCUAGUUCCAGUGUGUCCUGUGCAGAGAACUGCAGCAUCUUUUCCCUGUCCUUCUCUGUGUCUCCCUUUUCCUCUUCCUCCCUUGUUCCUGCACCUGUUGCCUUAUUUGUGUGAGAAGGGGGUCACUGCCAAGGCUGAGAGGAGAUACUGCAGUUUGCAGUUUCAAGUAGCUGUUCUGGAGGAUAGCUUUUCUUGAAAGCAGUAUUAAAAAAAAGACUCUGGAAAUGCAUCUCGCCUUGCCAGUGCUCCAUUGCCCGUAUUUUUCCAACGGCUUGCUUUUUCUAAUUCCUCUCCUCCUUUCAGGGAAGGGAGUCACUUCUAUGACUUUUUUUGACAGCAGCUGACUUCUGAGAGCAUCUCAGUAAGUCAGGAAUCCAAAACUGUUCUGUUCCAAUUACUAUUUGGGUUUAUAAAUGUAUAGUACACUUGCAGAGCAUCUCAGAAGAGGGAGAUCCCUUUUUCCUUGUUAGUUGUUGCUGCUAUUAUCUCCCUGUAAGAGACUCUUGUAAGGCACUUUGUGGCACUCCACUUUGUCACUACCCUGACACUCCUGCAUUUCUUAGCAUUCAUAAGCGCUGCGUCCUUAUACUGAUCCAGCAGUGAGAGCUGAGGACACCUUUCUAGCUAGGGCUGUGGACUAGGGAACCCCACUUUGUCCAAGCAUAGGGAGGUGGUAGCGUUGCCUCCUGGAGGCAACUAUAACUGAUACCCUGUUUCUGGGCUUGGCUGACUUAUCUCUGUGUAGCGAGAGGAGCUGGUGUAACUUCAGGCUCCCGUAUAGGAGGGAUACUUGGUGCUGAUGACUGACAGGCAGGACUCUGCUGGGGGGUGAUGACUGGGGCUGUCUGUGGCUCUGAAAAUGCUUAGGAUAACGUUAGCAAUGGCAACAGCCGUCUGUUAGGGUAAAAUCAGCUCUUGAAAGCCAGUUGCAGCCAGUUUGGUGCUUUAGCAGGUACCAUCCUGGCCAGCACCUGUAUUGUUCCAGCAGGCACCUGCCCUUGUGAGUUUUGCAUACAGAUAACUCUCAGUGGGAAGCCAGCUUUGUGCCUCUGGGGGAUGUAGAACUGAUUGGCUUGAUAAAGCACAGACCGUUCUCUCAGCCAAGAGACUGGGCCAAGUAACAUGGGGAAUGUAUCCCUGGGAAAGCUUCUCUGCAGCCUCUGAGCAUUCCUAUUAACCUGUUGCCUGCCAUAAGGGGUCUAGCUAAAUGAGUUACCUGUGGCAGGAGAAAGUCAGACGUUAUUGUAUUUUCUAAAUUCCGGAACAGAUCUGUGCUGAAGGUUCUCUUGGCUAAGUGUAGGGAAGUGGGGCCCUUUCAUUAUGUGCAAGGUGCAAGUGUCAAGACGCUGAAGCUGUUAGAUCAGCCUCUUUGACUGAUUUUGAGGAAGCUGCUUGUUCCGGGGCAGUGCUCUGCAAGCUGCUGGCUGAUGAGCUCUACUACAGUUGGGGCUAGGUGGAGGUUUUGUGUCCAGGACACCAGCCAUGCUCUUGGUGUGGCUCUUUAAGUCACUUUUUGCCAUUGCAGAAUGCAGAUUGCCUGGAUGCCCGUGCAAUCUUUGCAAUCCAAGUAGCUGGGGGACAGAUCUAUUCUCUGGCUGUGCUUGUAGCAGAGACAGCUGAGUCAUGGCAUACAUUUUGUCCUGCAGAUGAGAGAGAGAGCUUGGUCCUGCAGGUAGUUCCUAAGGCUAAGUUUUAGGGUAUAAUUGGUCCUUCUAAUGCAGGGCAUGGCACAGCUCAGAUGGAAAGUUUGUCUUUAGCAAAGCUGUUGAUAAGUACUUUUUCUUUGUAUUCCUUCCCAUUGGUAUCUGGAGGCCUUUUUCUCUUGGUGUUCUUUCCUUCCUGCCCUCAUAUUGAAAGAGAAAUGGCAGAUCUCUGCUUUGAGGAAUGGAUGUUAAUGAAUAAUAAUAAAACCUUUCUGCAAAGGAAGGAAUGAGCUGUGGUACAUGCCGUGGCAGCUGUUGCAAAGGAAGUUGUGUGUCCCGGAACCCUUCUGUUAAUCGCGGGCACUUUCCAAGGUUGUUUGGGUGCUGGCCUACCUAAAGAGCAGGGAAUACAGCAUUCUUUCCCCGUUUUUACUGUGGGGCUUGCAGCAACAGCAUGUCUCCACCACUAAAAAUAUUUCUGCUGGUUUCUGAAAAUCCUAGUUCUGUUUCAGAUAGGGCAUGCCAGCUCUUAAACUCCUAGAGUAAAGUGAAGAUAUUUUCCUGGAAGCAGUACCUACCUUGUGUGUUCAACUUGGACUUCUUCACUGGGACAGGAGCGGCAUUGUUGUCAUGAGGACCCACCUUACUUAACAGAGAGAGUUCAGUCCCUGAAUAGCUGUGCGGCCCUUAAGGCAAGUCUAACUGUUUGGUUCUGAAUGGCCAUAGCAGUUGGAACUGGCUUCUGCUCUUGACUUGCAAACUGUUUCUAUGCAAGUUGAGUAAGGAUGUUUGUUUUCUCCGGUUAGUUUCUAAAGAUGACUUCUAAAGAGCCUGUGUUCUCUGGGCUCUAGUCUUGAGCUGAGCUACUAAAAGAAACUCCUAGUGCCCCUUUAUGCUCCCUGAAGGGGGACUGAGGGUUUGAAGUAUGCUUCUGUUAACCUUCCUUUCAUUCAAAGGGUUUGUGCUCUUGGGCAGUUACAAAUCACAGGAAGACCUGCUUUGAUGGGUUGUCAGAUCACCCUAAUGUGGAAUUACCUAUUCCGUGCUCUGAGUACCUGUCAAAAAUGCCCUAUGUCCCUCCAUGACAAAUCCUGUUCCUCUUGCUCACGUUGAGUCAUUGUGUGUGGAAGGUUCCUUCUUUCUCUGCACGUGAAUAGGGCUCCUUACGUUGUUUGUUACCUUGAGGCAGUCAUGUUCUGUUUUGUUGCUGUACACAAGCUGCGGCAGUGUAUUUUGCUGCCGGAUAUCUUGUCCUUACUGCUGGGGCCCAGAGUUAGGCAAUCCAGACAAGGCAGGCUGGAAGAUCUUGCCAAGGUUUGUCUGAGCACCAGCUGUGCUUUCCCAGUAGAAGGCUGCCUGCUGUCAAUACUGUCUGCUCUGCCUAUGCAUCCAUCUUACUCAAAAGUUUCAGCUGGAAAGCAAGCACCCCUUUCACUCUUUAAGUGAAGAAGAUUUAACUAAUGAUGGUGGGUGACUCUGAACUGCUUUAAAAGGAAAUCUUCAGUGUGCAAUUAAUUACUGGUGAUGUAGCUCUCAGAAAGGGAAUCGCUAGAUUGUGUGAUGUUUGAAGCCGCAGCACGUCACUUCUGACUAAGGACUGGUACAAAGGGUUGUGUAUUGGAUCAAUCUUGUUCUCACACUUAGCUGGUUGUUUAACUCCUUUCUUACAACAAACUAACUGCUUCUGUUCUGGCUCUGGCUGCUCAGUGAUUUACCAAGAAACUUACUUCUAACACAGGUGCCUGUAACCUUUUACUCAGAGCAACACUACAAGAAUAGUAAUCAAGAACUGGAUUAGUAUCAAUGGCAAAGAGUUAGGGGUAGUAUGGGGCGCUCUUCCCUGCCUCAUGGUUUCCUGUGCAGUGUUAAUAUGCAGUUUUGAAUUGUUAACUUACUGUGAGCCAUUCCAAUGGUAGCAAUUUACCUUUCCAUUUGUUUUUUGCACUGUUUUUUUGUUAUGAGAUGAUGUAAGCUAAUUCCACAGUGUAUAUAAAUUGUAUUUUUUUUAAAUUUGUAUGAAUAUAUUUUUAUUUGAACUAUGGCACUUGGGAAGUAUUCAUGUAACCAUAACAUGUCUGAGAGUAAAAUGUUUGUGUGUGUCUCCUUCA